AGUUCGUGCCGGCGCGCCGCAGCCCUCGCAUGCGACCGCACCGCCGCUCGCGGAGAUCCCCCUGCACAGCCGAAGCGCGCGCGCGUGUGUUGGGUGAACGGGAGUGGAUGCCUCGACCGACGUUGGAGGCGCCCGGCAGCGCGGUAUGACGAGCGAAGACGCGGCCACCGAGCCGCCGUCGCUAUCGGACGCCGCGUUCAACGCCACCGUCGGCGACCCGUGCCUCGUCGUGCGGAAGUACUGGUGCUUUCUGCUGUCCAGCAUCUGCACGUUCCUAGCGGGCCUGCUCAUCGUGCUGAUAUGGCGCGCCUUCGCGUUCCUCUGCUGCGCGAAGGAGGCGGAAUAUGGGCCCAACGACCCCAAGCAGAAGGAGCAGAAGGCCGCGCGCGGCAAGCAGGAGUUCGAGGGCACGUUCAUGACGGAGGCCAAGGAUUGGGCGGGAGAACUUAUCUCGGGCCAGACCACCACCGGCCGCAUCCUGGUCGUUCUCGUGUUUAUUUUAAGCAUCGCGUCGCUGAUUAUAUACUUCAUCGAUGCUUCAAAUGACGGCGUGGAACGCUGCCAGGAGUGGAGCAACAAUAUCACGCAACAGAUCGACCUUGCCUUCAACAUAUUUUUUAUGGUCUAUUUUUUUAUACGAUUUAUAGCAGCUAGCGAUAAGUUAUGGUUCAUGCUAGAAAUGUAUUCAUUCGUAGACUAUUUCACGAUACCCCCGUCCUUCGUUUCGAUUUAUUUGGAUCGCACGUGGAUAGGUCUUCGUUUUCUUCGUGCUUUGCGUUUGAUGACAGUACCGGACAUCCUGCAGUACUUGAACAUACUUAAAACUUCCAGCUCUAUACGUCUUGCUCAGUUAGUGUCCAUAUUUAUAUCCGUGUGGCUUACUGCCGCUGGAAUUAUUCAUCUGCUUGAGAACUCGGGCGACCCUUUAGACUUUCAAAACCCUCAACCGUUGCCCUACUGGACGUGCGUCUAUUUUCUCAUCGUCACGAUGUCCACCGUCGGCUAUGGUGACGUGUACUGUCACACCGUACUGGGUCGAACGUUUCUUGUUUUCUUCCUGCUCGUCGGCUUGGCGAUAUUUGCCAGUUGUAUCCCCGAGAUUAUUGACUUGAUCGGGACUAGGCCAAAAUAUGGUGGCACCUUGAAGAACGAAAGAGGCAGAAGGCAUAUUGUGGUCUGUGGACAUAUCACCUACGAGUCGGUCUCACAUUUUCUAAAGGACUUUCUUCACGAAGACAGAGAAGAUGUUGACGUUGAGGUUGUCUUUCUGCAUCGGAAACCGCCUGACCUAGAACUGGAAGGUCUCUUCAAGAGACACUUCACUACCGUAGAAUUCUUCCAGGGUACCAUCAUGAACCCUAUUGACCUGCAGAGGGUCAAGGUACACGAAGCCGAUGCGUGCCUAGUAUUAGCCAACAAAUACUGCCAGGAUCCUGACGCCGAGGACGCCGCCAACAUUAUGCGCGUUAUUUCAAUCAAGAAUUAUAGCGACGACAUUCGGGUCAUCAUUCAACUCAUGCAGUAUCACAAUAAGGCAUAUUUACUGAACAUUCCAUCGUGGGAUUGGAAGCAGGGCGACGAUGUGAUCUGCCUGGCGGAGCUCAAGCUCGGUUUCAUUGCUCAAUCGUGCCUGGCGCCUGGUUUUUCGACAAUGAUGGCCAAUCUCUUCGCCAUGCGCUCGUUCAAAACCUCCCCCGACACGCAACGCUGGCAGAACGAUUACCUGCAGGGAACGGGAUGCGAGAUGUACACUGAGACUCUGUCCCCAUCCUUCACGGGCAUGUCUUUCCCGCAGGCCAGCGAGUUGUGCUUCACCAAGCUGAAACUGCUGCUGUUGGCGAUCGAGGUGAAGGGCAGCGAGGGCGCCGACACGAAAAUAUCGAUAAAUCCUCGAGGUGCGAAGAUUGUGGCAAAUACUCAGGGAUUCUUUAUUGCGCAAUCCGCCGACGAAGUCAAGAGGGCAUGGUUCUAUUGCAAAGCAUGUCAUGACGAAAUCAAGGACGAAACGCUGAUUAAGAAGUGUAAAUGCAAAAACUAUGUUGGUAUGAUGAUGAUGCAGUCAGGCAUGGUGAAAACAGGGCUUAAUUCCACCUAUCACACAUUGUUGGAGGUGGCUACAUUCAGGAAGGGUGUUCGUGCCAUCCAAAUGGUCGGCCGAGCGAACGAGGACCUCACGUUGCCAAAUGACCACCAUCCUCCUCCCACCUUCACACCACCAGAGUUACCCAAGAAGGUUCACGUCAGAGGUGACAUGAAUCGACUACCCGAGGAGCAGUACUUAAAUCAGAGGAAUCACACGCAUAGGAAUAGCACGUCGAUCCCGAACUCGAAUAUGAUCAACUCGACGAAGCAGGUGAACAAAGUGAAGCCGACUGUGAACCGCAAUCCGGGCGACGCUGUCAUCUCGCCCGGCUACAACGCAAGAGCGCCGGAGCAGGAAACCACAUCUUAUGCCGGCUAUCAUCUUGCCUAUGAAGUCAAAAAACUCAUGCCGACGAGUCGCACCAGCGGCAGCGGAAAUCAAAACAGCAACGGGGUUGCGCUCCCCGUCGGCCUGGCGGACGACCAGGCGAAAGAUUUCGACUUUGAAAAGACUGAAAUGAAGUACGACAGCACGGGCAUGUUCCAUUGGGGGCCCGCAAAGAAUCUCGAAGAUUGCAUACUGGAUCGCAAUCAAGCAGCGAUGACAGUUCUCAACGGACACGUGGUGGUCUGUCUCUUUGCCGAUCCUGACUCGCCGUUGAUCGGUUUGAGGAAUCUAGUAAUGCCAUUGCGGGCAAGUAACUUCCACUAUCACGAGCUGAAACACGUCGUCAUCGUCGGAUCGGUGGAUUACAUCCGACGCGAGUGGAAAAUGUUACAGAAUCUACCGAAGAUCUCCGUUUUGAACGGUUCGCCAUUGAGUCGGGCUGAUCUGCGAGCAGUCAACGUGAACCUAUGUGAUAUGUGCUGCAUCCUGUCCGCGAAGGUGCCCAGCAACGACGACCCAACGCUAGCCGACAAGGAAGCCAUCCUCGCGUCGCUGAACAUCAAAGCGAUGACGUUCGACGACACCAUCGGCGUGCUCAGUCAGGCUAAUGGCGAGCAGGACACGACCACACCGGUCGGCAGUCCCAUUGUCCUGCAGAGGCGCGGAUCUGUGUACGGUGCCAAUGUUCCGAUGAUCACUGAACUGGUGAAUGACAGCAACGUGCAGUUUCUGGAUCAGGACGAUGACGACGAUCCUGACACCGAACUAUACCUCACGCAGCCGUUUGCCUGCGGCACAGCGUUCGCUGUCAGUGUCUUAGAUUCACUUAUGUCUACUACAUAUUUCAACCAAAAUGCCUUAACGCUAAUCCGAUCAUUAAUCACCGGAGGCGCGACGCCCGAAUUGGAAUUAAUUCUGGCCGAAGGAGCAGGUCUUCGAGGCGGAUACAGCACGACGGAAAGCCUGUCAAAUCGCGAUCGAUGCCGCGUCGGCCAGAUCUCGCUGUACGACGGCCCGCUGGCGCAAUAUGGCGAGACCGGAAAAUAUGGCGACCUUUUCGUCGCCGCUCUCAAACAAUUCGGCAUGCUGUGCAUCGGCCUGUAUCGCUUUCGCGACACCAGCAACUCGGCGGAUGCCAGCAGCAAACGAUACGUCAUUACUAAUCCACCUGAUGAUUUUCAAUUAUUACCAACUGAUCAGGUGUUUGUAUUAAUGCAAUUUGAUCCGGGCUUGGAGUACAAACAAGUUCGAGGCAAGACAGCCGCCGGUCAAGGAAGCGGCACCGGCGGCGGCGGCUCCAAUAAGGACGACAACUCUUGACUACUGCUUUGUAGCGCCCUCACGGACGGACCGUACUCGUACAUUUAAGAACGAACACGUCGACAUCCGGUCCGAGUUUACUUACCAUUCCACAAUACCCAGUCGCUUCUUUUUACUCGCAUUCAAGUGCACACUCCGACAACAUGGCGACAGGCGGGAUUCGGUUUAUCGUUUGCUCACGAGAUACGCUGUUUGACAUCGCACGAUGCAAUAAUAAAAAUGAUCAAGUUUGGUUUCGGUUUUGUUUGGUUUUCGUUUUCGUUUUACGCACGUAUAAAUAAACAAAUCGGGUGAAUCAUUGAUGGGUGUUGAACAUAAAUGGUGAAAGGGCGCUACAUAAACUAAACUAAAUUUAAUUAAAAUGAUAUUACUAGCCGGACAACAACGCUGUCCGAGAAAAUCACUAAACGAGUUAUUAAAUGAAUAAAUUAAUGCACGGCCACGCGAUGGGACAUUUUGGUGCGCGGCGGCUCCAGAGGAUGGAAAUAUAUACAAUCUGAGCUUUUUAUAUAGUGCGUAACUUCAUUUACGAUUAUCUAGAUACGUUCGUGUUUAGAGAGAAUACUAAGAAGGCAGAGACGCUGACAACAGUUGACAUGUGAACACAAUCAAGAUACCACAAGACGUAGCCAUUAAUUCACGAUACUAUAUGAAUCUAAUUACUAAUGAAUAAUGAAUAAUGAGAUGCAUAACUAACGAAUUUGCGAGCAAAACGUUUUUUCACGCAAUUACACGUACCGUCGACUGAGCGAAAUGUUUUUUCUACGAUGUAAUAAGAUCAUCAUUAACCAGUCAUCAUUAAGCAAGUUAACCUAAUAUUACAACAACACAUUUAAGACAAACAAUUAAUGCAAAACACAAGCAGAGAGACACGAAUAACGGACACUUGUAAAAUAUGUAAAUUGUAAAAAUUUAUAAUGUGAUAUUGUAUAUAAUUAGAGAUGGAUUUUUUGCGCCCCCUGGUUUUUAUGAAUCAUUCAAUUACGACGCGCAGAUAUUUACAUUUUAAUACAUCAUUGACGCUAAGAUUCUCUGUGUGUGUGUUUAUAAACUAUCGAUAAGCAUAUGUAACGCAACUGGAUUUAUUUUCGUUUUCAAACAAAAUUAGCGCGUUGAUAUUGAAUACGGUAUGUUGGUUAUUAAAUGAAAUUAAUUACAAAUUUUAUCAGAGCGAAGAAAAAUUGCUUGUUUGCAUCUUGUUUGGCAAUUUUUAAGAAACUAAACUAAAGAGAAAAACUUAUAAAUAAGAUGAAUACACCAACUACAUCAUAAUGCAUAUUGUUAAGUCCAACUUUUCAUGAUCCAUUCAUACGCAAACAGCACUUUGAGGUUAGGAAGUUUAAGCUACACGUUGAUGGUAGUGCAACCGCAUUCGUUAUCUUACAUUUCCUAUCGAAUAUUGUAGAAUAUGCGUUCGAUUUGAACAAAUCACACACGACGAAACAGGGUUCAUUAUAAAACACAUAGGAAAGCACUUACAAACUUCAACUAUAAUAUAAAUUCUUUUCUAAGUUAAUUUCUUCUUCUUCAGAUGAAAAAAAUAAAUAAAUUGUUUGAAUCGUCGUGUAGAGCUUUAGCUCCCCAAUAAAAUCGAUCUUGUAGGCGGUAGUGAAGCAGCCGAUAUACACACUAGUGAAGUUAUUUGAAAAACGCACGUCUUUCGAUGUCUUCUUGUCUCUUUCGUUUUGCGUUCCGACCUCUCGGUCGCCAAUUAAUCUAAACUCUUAACAAGUAGUGCAUUGCAAACGCAAAUCAUUAACACACACACACACACAAAAACACAUACAAAUGAAAACACAAUGCAAUAGUCGAUGUCGCGAAAUGAAAAAUCAGCACAUUAAACACGUCUAGACUAAAUUGUAAUGAAUCAAUCUAUAUUAUCGACUCGAAUAGAGACAAAGUCAUCGCAGCAGAAAUCAAUCAUUUACUACGAGUACUAUUUGUAAGAAUCAUCGGUGAGCAUGAUGAGAUUUGAUGAAAAUAAUAACAAAAAAAAAGAACAUACACUGAGGACGCAGGUGAAAACCAACAAAAUAACAAUUCACUUAAAUGUUGUACACGCUUAUUAAUUAUUAUUAAAUCAUAUUGACAUGAUUAACAUAAUUAUGAUACGAUAAUAGCAUUAAAUGAUGAAACUUUGAGUGCAGUCAUAUGAUAAAGAUACAAAUCAAGAUGAUUUCUAACUGGAAAUAACACUCUGUUUUUCGUUACGAUGGUGGCUGCACUGAGAGUUUAGUUAAUUGCGUGCUUUUUUUAGAUAUUUUAAUAAUAUACAUAUAAAUUUUCUACGUACCAGUGAUAUACAUUAAACUAUUAUUAUUGAUUAAUAUUAUUGAACAAAAAAUAUGAUGAUAUUUUGCUCUGAGUGGUAAUUAUCAUUUUAAAUAUUGCACCGACGGGCAAUUAACAAAAAAAAGUAACUAAUGUUGUUGAUGUUAUAUGAUUGUUAAAUACAGAUGCAAAUUGUACAUAUAUAAACUGUGCGAUAUUCGAAAAUAAAAAAAAUAAGAAAAUGCUCUAUUAA
Dalotia coriaria is the source of this 6314-nucleotide messenger RNA. RefSeq names its product calcium-activated potassium channel slo (gene slo). The record is from RefSeq and is a predicted model, not a curated record. The coding region runs from base 146 to 3790 and encodes 1214 amino acids. Gene Ontology annotation, molecular function: large conductance calcium-activated potassium channel activity. The transcript is spliced from 28 exons. Gene Ontology annotation, cellular component: postsynaptic membrane. Gene Ontology annotation, biological process: potassium ion transmembrane transport. NCBI's taxonomy places the organism in Eukaryota, Metazoa, Arthropoda, Insecta, Coleoptera, Staphylinidae.